Molecule: messenger RNA, 3764 nt
Organism: Sorex fumeus (smoky shrew)
Lineage: Eukaryota; Metazoa; Chordata; Mammalia; Eulipotyphla; Soricidae
Gene: HR
Product: HR lysine demethylase and nuclear receptor corepressor
Exons: 19
Coding region: 179-3703 (1174 amino acids)
Biological process (GO): regulation of transcription by RNA polymerase II
Cellular component (GO): histone deacetylase complex; chromatin
Molecular function (GO): chromatin DNA binding; histone H3K9 demethylase activity; transcription coregulator activity
Source: RefSeq, a predicted model, not a curated record
GCGCUGAGCAGAGAGCGCGGGGAGACGAGGCGUCGCCCGCCGGCCGGGAGGCCCCGGAGCCGGCCCAUGGGGAGCGGGCGCCCGGCGCCGGCCACGACGACCGCCGCCGCCUGCGCCGCGUCCGGCCCGUGAAGCCCAGGGACCCCCUCUGGGAGAACCCCAUGAGGGCAGGAGAGUGAUGGAGAGCACGCCCAGCUUCCUGAAGGACAGUGGCGCCUGGGAGAAGACUGGCCCCGAGAACGGCCUCGGGGGACAGGAGCUGGAGAGUCCGCUGCGAGAUGGCCCACGCCGCGGGGCCCUGUGCCUGGGGGAGCCAGCGUCCUUCUGGAGGGGUGUCCUGAGCACCCCUGAGUCCUGGCUGCCUCCCGGCUUCCCCCAGAGUACGAAGGACAUGCUCCCACCAGGGGAGGGGGCUGGAGAGCGGAAGGCCGGCUGGCUGGGCGGCAAGGAGGGGCUGCGCUGGAAGGAGGCCGUGCUCACCCACCCGCUGGCCUUCUGUGGGGCAGCUUGCCCACCCCGCUACGGGCCUCUGAUUCCUGAGCAGAGCGGCGGCCAGCCCAAGAGUGACCCUGUGGCCUUCCGGCCCUUGCACUGCCCCUUCCUUCUGGAGACCAAGAUCUUGGAGCGAGCGCCCUUCUGGGUGCCCACCUGCUUGCCACCCUACCUGGUGUCCGGGCUGCCCCCAGAGCGCCCAUGUGACUGGCCUCUGGCCCCGCACCCCUGGCUACCCUCAAGCGGCCAGCCGAGAGUGCCCCCUGCCUUCAGCUUAGGCAGCAAGGGCUUCUACCACAAGGAUCCGAGCAUUCUCAGGCUGGCAAAGGAGCCGCUGGCAGCUGUGGAACCCGGGUUGCUGGGCUUAGCCCCUGGUGGGGCUCUCCCGAGAACGGGGCCGCUGGAACGCCCCUCGCUCCCCCAGCGGGAUGGAGAGCCAGGAGUUGGCCGGCAUCCGAGUCUUUGCCCGCUUCUCCUGGGACAUCCAGACACUGUUCCCCGGGGCCCCUGGCCCGUGUGUCCUCCAGGCCUGGUUCAUACUUUCGGCAACAUGUGGGCCGUGCCAGGCAGCGGGAGCCUUGGGUACCAUCAGCUGGGAACAUCCGCCACAUCACGAUGUCCCUCUCCCGGGCCUCCUGUCCCCCAGGUGGGUUGUUGCUCAUCUCACCCACCUCUCGAUGGAGGUCUUGGCCCUUGCGGGAAGUGCCAAGAGGGCCUGGACAUGGGCACCAGUGAACCGGGUGAGUCCAACGAGGAAGCGAGCAAGGCCCCCACACCCAGGGCCUGCCCGCCCAGCCACCACACCAAGCUGAAGAAGACCUGGCUCACGCGGCACUCAGAGCAGUUUGGGUGCCCAGGUGGCUGCGGGGGGGACGAGGAGAGCCCAGGUGCCCCCCUGAGGGCCCUCAAGAGGGCAAGCAGCCCUGAGGUCCAGGGAGCAGUGGGCAGCCCAGCCCCGAAGCGCCCGCCUGCCCCUUUCCCAGGCAGUGCAGGGCCCGGCCCCAGAGGCUGGCUGAAGACUCAGGAUGCAUCACCUGGGAACAAGGCGGCGGAGGCAGAACAAGCUGGCCACAGAGGACCCCAAGACGGCAGGCCCAGCCGCCAGGACGCAGGGCCACAAGACACGCCUUGCCUGACGGCCCCAGCGGCCACUGUUCAGUGUCAGAGCUGUGCCCAGGCGGCGGGAGAUGCGGGAGGGCAGGCCCGCUGCGCCCAGCAAGCACCCAGGUCACCGGACGGAGGGGAGCGGCAGCAGGAGGACUCCUUGGCUGCCGGCUCGGAGGAAGGAGGAGGACCCGACGCAGAGGCCCAGCUCAGCCUGGGCAUCGCCAAGCACCUGCUGAGUGCUCUGGGGGACCGGCUGUGCCGUCUGCUGCGAAGGGAGCGCGAGGCCCUGGCCCGGGCCCAGCGGGAAGUAGGCCAGGGGCCAGACGGGGCAGAGGACAGCCCAGACAUCGCGCGCUGCUGCAGCCGCUGCCGCCACGGACUCUUCAACACCCACUGGAGAUGCCCCCGCUGCAGUCACCGGCUUUGUGUGGCCUGCGGCCGCAUGCUGGGCGCCGGGCGGGCCAAGGGCAGAGCAGGCUCUCAGCAACCCGUGGAGGAGUGUGCCUCUGAGACCGGCCACAGUGCCUGCUCCCUGAUGCUCACCCAGUUCGUCUCCAGCCAGGCUUUGGCAGAGCUGAGCACCGCAAUGCAUCAGGUCUGGGUGAAGUUUGACAUCCGGGGACACUGUGCCUGCCAAGCUGAUGCCCGGGUGUGGGCUCCGGGGGACGGGGGCCAGCAGAAGGAGCCGACAGAGAAAACACCCCCAACACCCCAACCUUCCUGCAAUGGGGACACCAACAGGACCAAGGACACCAAAGAGGAGACCCCUGGGGAGGACCGCGCUGGCCGAGGGCCCCUGCCUUGCCCCUCUCUCUGUGAGCUGCUGGCCUCCACUGCCGUCAAACUCUGCCUGGGGCACGAGCGGGUCCACAUGGCCUUUGCCCCCGUCACUCCAGCUCUGCCCAGCGAUGACCGCAUCACCAACAUCCUGGACAGUAUCAUCGCGCAGGUGGUGGAGCGCAAGAUCCAGGAGAAAGCGUUGGGGCCGGGCUUGCGGGCCGGGCCAGGCCUGCGCAAGGGCCUGGGCCUGCCCCUCUCGCCCGUUCGGCCCCGACUGCCUCCCACGGGGGCUUUGCUGUGGCUGCAGGAGCCCCGGCUGCCUUGUGGCUUCCACCUCUUUCAGGAGCACUGGAGGCAGGGCCAGCCCGUGCUGGUGUCAGGGAUUCAGAAGAUGCUGCAGGGCAGCCUGUGGGAGACAGAUGCCCUGGGCUUCCUCGGGGGCCAGGUGCAGGCCCUGAGCCCUCUGGGGCCGCCCCAGCCCACCAACCUGAGCAGUGCCACGUUCUGGGAGGGAUUCUCCCGGCCUGAGAUUCGCCCGAAGUCGGAGGAAGGGUCCGUGCUCCUGCUUCACCGCGCACUGGGGGCCGAGGACGCCAGCAGAGUGGAGAAUCUGGCCUCCAGCCUGCCGCUCCCGGAGUACUGCGGUCGCCAAGGGAAGCUCAACCUGGCCUCCUACCUCCCCCCGGGCCCUGCCCUGCGGCCCCUGGAGCCCCAGCUGUGUGCAGCCUAUGGGGUGAGUCCACACCGGGGGCACCUGGGCAUCAAGAACCUCAGUGUGGAGGUGACCGACCUGGUCAGCGUCCUGGUCCGUGCUGAGGCGCCGCUGCCCUCCUGGCACCGGCCCCAGAAAGACUUCCUCUCGGGCCUGGAUGGGGAGGGCCUCUGGUCACCAGGCAGCCAGGUCAGCGCCGUGUGGCACGUGUUCCGGGCACAGGACGCCCAGCGCAUCCGCCGCUUCCUCCAAAUGGUGUGCCCGGCCGGGGCAGGCAGCCUGGAGCCUGGCACCCCGGGCAGCUGCUACCUGGACGCUGGGCUGCGGCGGCGCCUGCGGGAGGAGUGGGGCGUGAGCUGCUGGACCCUGCUGCAGGCGCCCGGAGAGGCUGUGCUGGUCCCCGCAGGGGCCCCCCACCAGAUUCAGGGCCUGGUGAGCACAGUGAGUGUCACCCAGCACUUCCUGUCCCCGGAGACCGCGGGCCUCUCCGCUCAGCUCUGCCAUCGUGGACACAGCCUGCCCGCUGACAGCCACCUGCUCUGUGCCCAGAUGGACUGGGCUGUGUUCCAAGCAGUGAAGGUGGCCGUGGGGACAUUACAGGAGGCCAAAUAGGGGUCGCGGGUGUCCGGGCUCAGGGCAGGAGGAGGUGGGGGAGAAGGCGCUCAUGCCAGAG